AUGGCUCACACUCUGAAGAGCAAUCCAUGCAAACAUGUGUGUGUGUGUGUGUGUGCGUGUGUGUGUGUGUGUGUGUGUGCGUGUUCAGACUCUGUCAGGUUGGUGAAUGGUCCCAGUCUGUGUUCAGGCAGACUGGAGGUGAAAACCUCCCAGUCCAACCAGAUCUGGUCUACAGUAUGUGAAGCUGACAUUGACCGGCAAGAUGCAGAGGUGGUCUGCAGGGAGCUUGGCUGUGGAUCUCCUUCAGCCCUGCAGGGGGCGCUCUAUGGAGAAGUGGAAUCUCCAACAUGGACAGCAGAGUUCCAGUGUGGAGGAACAGAAUCCUCCCUCCUGGACUGUAGAAGAUCAGGCUCUGUUAGAAACACCUGCUCACCUGACAAAGCCGUCGGACUCACCUGUUCAGAACCGGUCAGGUUGGUGGGAGGAGCCAGUGGCUGUGAAGGAACACUGGAGCUGAAACGAGCUGAGUGGAGACCAGUUAAAGGUCCCGACUGGUUCUUGAUGGAAGCAGCUGCCGUCUGUGGUCACAUGAAAUGUGGUUCUGCUGUUUCUGUUCAAAAACGUGCAAAUUCCUCAGUCAGAUCUGUGUGGUGGGUCAGUUCUGACUGUGUUCGGCCUGGAUAUCCUCUGACAGAAUGCGCAUCAGCAGAUUCAUCUUCCUCCAUCCUGGAUGUUACCUGUUUAAACUCUGUCAGGUUGGUGAAUGGUCCCAGUCUGUGUUCAGGCAGACUGGAGGUGAAAACCUCCCAGUCCAAACAGAUCUGGUCUACAGUAUGUGAAGCUGACAUUGACCGGCAAGAUGCAGAGGUGGUCUGUAGGGAGCUUGGCUGUGGACCUCCUUCAGUCCUGCAGGGGGCGCUCGAUGGAGAAGUGGAAUCUCCGACAUGGACAGCAGAGUUCCAGUGUGGGGGAACAGAAUCUUCCCUCCUGGACUGUAGAAGAUCAGGCUCUGUUAGAAACACCUGCUCACCUGACAAAGCCGUCGGACUCACCUGUUCAGAACCGGUCAGGUUGGUGGGAGGAGCCAGUCGCUGUGAAGGAACACUGGAGGUGAAGCUCGGAACAUGGAAACCAGUGAAAGCCUCAGGUUGGACCGUGCAGGAAGCAGCUGCAGCCUGCAGAGAUUUGGACUGUGGUUCAGUCGUUUCCAUGGGAACCAGGAAUGACUCUUCAGUUAGACAAGUUUGGGAAAUUGAGAUCAGGUGUUUGAAAUCUGGAUACCCACUAAGGCAGUGUGCAUCGCCGUCAUUGUUGUCAUCGCAGUCUGGCACAAUUCUGGAGCUUGUGUGCACAGACCUGCUGGUUCAGCCGAUCAUUUCGGUGUCGUCCCGUGGCGGGGUCAGAGGCGCCCUGCAGCGGAGUUCAGUAGGAGUGUUUCAGGGCUCCAGCUUCACCAUCGGCUGCUCCAUCCAGCCACAGUAUCCAGGAGGCUCCUUCCAGCUCUCCUUCAACUCUUCCAACACGACACACAGCUACGCCCAGCCAGCCAGCAAUCACUCUGCACGCUUCCUGUUUCCUGCUGCAGAGCCGGCCCACAGAGGAAGCUACCGCUGUGUUUAUAACGUCCAUGUUUUCUCUCAUAACUUCUCCUCCGACAGCCGUGUGCUGACUCUGACGGUCUCAGAUCCAGCAGUUUUCAUCAUCAGACUGGUGGUCCUGCUGUUUUGUCUGCUGAUCUUCAUCUCUGCGAUUUACUGCAGUCACAAGGUUGCGAAGAGGCCACCAGAGGGCAGCAGACUGUCCCACGGAAGAUCGUGGAUGUUGGAGGAAACGAAGAGGGAGGAGGUAGUGGAAGAACAAGAGGAGGCAGCUCUGUAGCGACACCGUAUGGUGGAGAAUGUGUACUGAAGGAAGCAGCUCCUUAGAACCGCUGAAACAUUCUUUCUGUUACUUUGAUGCUCAAUGUCUUUUGCUGUAUUUUUUGUUUGGUUCUGUUUUUCCAGACUAUUGUCUUUUGUUUUUUUUAUUAAUGACUUUUAAUAUAGUCCUUAUGAUAUGUUUUCAGAGUGUUUAGGUUUA
Gambusia affinis (western mosquitofish) is the source of this 2019-nucleotide messenger RNA. RefSeq names its product scavenger receptor cysteine-rich type 1 protein M130-like. The transcript is spliced from 8 exons. NCBI's taxonomy places the organism in Eukaryota, Metazoa, Chordata, Actinopteri, Cyprinodontiformes, Poeciliidae. Bases 1 to 1818 code for a protein of 605 amino acids. The record is from RefSeq and is a predicted model, not a curated record. Gene Ontology annotation, cellular component: membrane.